Pipistrellus kuhlii (Kuhl's pipistrelle) is the source of this 2014-nucleotide messenger RNA. It is a transcript of the gene EME2, whose product is annotated as essential meiotic structure-specific endonuclease subunit 2. Gene Ontology annotation, biological process: resolution of meiotic recombination intermediates; replication fork processing; double-strand break repair. The record is from RefSeq and is a predicted model, not a curated record. Gene Ontology annotation, molecular function: DNA binding; nuclease activity. Gene Ontology annotation, cellular component: Holliday junction resolvase complex; nucleus. The transcript has 8 exons. Lineage: Eukaryota; Metazoa; Chordata; Mammalia; Chiroptera; Vespertilionidae. The coding region runs from base 1 to 1155 and encodes 384 amino acids.
AUGGCGAAGGUUGGGUCCGGGAUGGUAAGGCGCUCGCGUCGGGGCCGGGGACAGCGGCGGCCCACGACCUGGGAGAUCUCGGAUUCGGACACUGAGGGGCCUGUCGGCGCAGAAGCCGACUCAGAGGCUGCCGUGAGGGCCCGGGACCCGGCGGAGAAGCGCAGAGCGGCGGCCGAGGAACGCAGAGCGGCGGCCGAGGCGCUGCGGCUGCUGCGGCCCAAGCAGGCACUGCGGCGCCUGGCGGUGCGCGUGGACCCAGCCAUCCUGGAAGAUGCUGGUGCUGACAUCCUGAUGGAGGCCUUGGGCUCCCUGGGCUGUGAGUACCACAUCGAGCCCCAGCGCCCCGCCCGGAGCCUCAGGUGGAGCAGAGUCAAGCCAGAACCUUGCCCCCGCAGUGUGCCUCCUGAAGUGUGGGCUGCGGGGGAGCAGGAACGUCUGCUGCUGCUGCUGGAGCCUGAGGAGUUUCUGCAGGGUGUCUCCCAGCUGACCCAGAUCUGUGGCCCCGCCUGUUCAGUGCCCUGGAUCUCUCCUGAGAGCCCCGCCUGCCUUCACCUGGCUGUCAUCGGCCUGGACGCCUACCUGUGGUCUCGCCAGCCCCGUGCCCAGGAGAUGCAGCAGCCAGCGAGUCCAGGGGUAGCCCGUGCGGAGGUGGCGGUCAGCUGGCCUGAAGUGGAGGAGGCCCUGGUGCUCCUGCAGCUCUGGGCAAACCUGGAUGUGUUGCUGGUGGCCUCCUGGCAGGAGCUGAGUCAGCAUGUGUGCGCCUUCACCAAAGCCCUCGCCCAGCGCCCCUUCAAGCAGUUACAAGAGUCCGGGGCCUUUUCCUUCUGCACAGCUGGGCGCUGGGCAGCAGGUGAGCGCGUGACAAGAGAAGGCACAGGGCUUCGGGGAGCCUGGUGGCGACAGAUUAGGCAGUUCAACCGAGUCAGCCCGGCUGUGGCUGAUGCUGUUGUCACUGCCUUCCCUUCCCCCCGCCUUCUGCAGCAGGCGUACUUGGCCUGCGGCACUGACCAGGAGCGCCUGGCCCUCCUGGCUGACCUCCCCGUGAAGGUGGAUGGAGGCGCUCAGCCCCGAAGGGUGGGGCCUGACCUUUCCCGUCGCAUCUGCCUCUUCCUGACCUCCACCAACCCUGACCUCCUGCUGGAUCUGAGCUCCUGACGUGCAAGGGCCUUCUCCCACCAACCAACUGACCAGAAGGCACCGCAACAAGGGAGAGACCAGGAACCAAAGGGGUGGGGGAGGAGGGCAGACACUCAGCACAACUGUCCCUCAGCCUGGGGAGGGGCUCAGCCAGGUCUGAACCAGCUGAGGAAAGGCUUUGGGUAGCGAUGAGCAGAGGAAACGCCACAUGGGGCUGGAGGAAGGGGCAGGGCCCUGCACACACUGGCUGCAGGCUUGGGCCAAUUGGGACAGCAGGAAGGGCUGAGUGGCAUCCAAGUCCCUGCUGGGGGACAUGCACCAGUCCCUUGGGGGUGGCACCUUCAGGGGAAAGACAGCCGGGCUGCCUCUUCCCCAGAUCCACGGGAGAAAAGAUCUGGAUGUGGACUCCUUCUAAUGCUAUCACUAUGGAGGUGUUAGGUAUAAACUCAAGAGUUUAUUACAACCUUUCAGUCUCAGACAGGAGGAACUGACAACAUGCAAAGCAAGUGAGGACAAACCCAACAUCCCCGGAGGCUGGCAGCUACAGGAAAGGUGACAUCUGAUGAGGCCACAGACCACAGCCUCCAGGCCAGCACUCAGUCUGGAAGAGCGGGGUGGCCACUCCCAAGAGACUCCAAAGAGAGCAGCAGCCACUGCCACACCCGCACAGGAAACGGAUGGAUUCAGUUCUGAUCUCAGGGUCCCAGGGCCUGCGGCCUCUGAACCCCUGGCAAGGCCUGACCUAGCCUCUGACGGCCUUGCUUGGCCCAACUCCUCUCUGUUACUCUGGAGCAUGGCCCAAGGGAAAGGAUGGAGAAAAUGCUGUCCUAGCCUCAGAAGGCAGUUUUCAUUGGAAAAUAAGUUAGGUCCUUCGGCA